Molecule: messenger RNA, 687 nt
Organism: Helianthus annuus (common sunflower)
Lineage: Eukaryota; Viridiplantae; Streptophyta; Magnoliopsida; Asterales; Asteraceae
Exons: 3
Coding region: 1-687 (228 amino acids)
Source: RefSeq, a predicted model, not a curated record
AUGGCACCUUACGAACUACUAUACGGGAGAAAAUGUAGAACUCCCGUAUGUUGGGGCGAGGUAGGACAAAGAGAGCUUGCGCCAAGUGAUUUAAUAGCAGCAGCAAAUGAAAAGAUUGAAUUGAUUAGAACUAGAUUGAAAGCGGCCCAGGAUCGGCAAAAAGCUUACGCAGAUAAGAGGAGGCAUCCUAUCGAAUUCCAAGUCGGAGAUUUGGUUCUAUUAAAAGUGUCCCCAUGGAAGGGUAUAAUUCGUUUUCGCAAACGGGGAAAGUUAGGUCCUCGUUAUAUCGGACCGUUUAAAAUCUUGGCUCGGGUUGGAAAUGUUGCUUAUCGAUUAGAACUACCACCCACCCUGGAUGGAAUCCACAAUACCUUCCAUGUAUCACAGUUGAGGAAGUGUCUUGCGGAUGACACAGCAUUAGUACCACUCGAUGAUAUUGAGUUGGACGAGGGAUUGAACUAUGUCGAAAGACCCAUAGCCAUUAAAGACUUCAAAGUAAAGAAUCUCCGCAACAAAACUGUUAGACAAGUGUUGGUACAAUGGCAACACCGAAAAGGUUCAGAUCUUACAUGGGAAGCAGAAGAUGAGAUGAGGAGACACUAUCCUUUUCUUUUCGGCGUAAAGGAGGAAGGUACAAGCACCAAGAAAACGGAAGGCACGCAAGAUCGAGGUAAAACUCCACUAUAG